AGGGGGAGAAGAAUAUUGCACGGAAGAAGCCGAGGAGGAUUAACGGGCAGCCUUCUGUUAACGGCGGCAGCGAUAUCCACCCCGCACGCGGGUCGGGACCGGCAACUACGGCAAAUCCAACGGAGCCGAGCUCAACAAUACCUCCACCAGAUGAUCAUCUAAACGAAACCCAGGCAUCCGGGACGUCGGUCAAGAAGAGGCGAUUAAUCCCCCGUUCCGAUAUCCAUCUUCGGAAAUCAUGUCUGGACGAGAGUCUACUCAGUAACCGGAGCGGGCUCCUCCCGGGCGCCAAAUUACUGACGAUCGGUCUACCGAACUACAUGGGAGAAUCUCGGUCGCGACUGUCGGCGCCUUUCCCACCCCGGCCUACAGCGUCGACGCAGGAAGCGCGACGAUCGAGUGACAUACCUUCGUCCUUUCCGCCGUUGGAGGACAUUUCAUUGGAUUCUGAUUCGGAAGACGAGGACGUGCUUCCUAAUCUGAAGGCAAUCAUAGCUUCCUCGAUCAACAAGGCGCGGAGGGCGGAGACAGCUUCGUCGAGUCCGACGCUUCCGCCCGCAAAACCACCAUCUCUACCGCGAAGGCCACGGACGGGUCCCCAUGCGUUGUCACAAGCACGACAAACAUCACAGGUACCACGGCCAUCAAAAGUGUCGCAACAGCCAGUAGCAUCAGCUUCCACUGCACCACCGCCUUCUCGCGCGAAUCCCACAACACCCACCAAACGAUCGUCAUUAGGGAAGAUCACGCCGACGACCACACGGACCAGCCAGAAACUGAUCGAUGAAUACUUCAGCCCACCUGGUAAUGCGAUCGGAGGUGUAUCAUCACAGAUCAACUCUUCGCAGCGUAGAUCCUCAUCAUUCCCGGGCUCCGGACGCCGACUCAAGGGAUAUAAGCAUUCCAUUGAGUACCUCGAUAUGUGCGAGGACAACGGCAACAAUGAUGCAGACAACGCUCGUACUAGUGCGACGAUACCCAUGCCGCCUGUGCCGAAAUUCCAUCUCGCGGAGAGCUUCCCGAUUCGCCGACGGUUCGUGGGUAUUACCGAACACAAUAAAAGAACCAGAGCGCUUCGCAGUGACAAGCUCUACGACGUCUGCGCCAGUCAAUUUGUCAGCCCCGUUACGACAGUGGGCGGCACGCACACCCCGACGGUGAUAGCUGUAGCGGGAUGUGGGAAGCUCAGCGUUUGGUCCUCGUCCGCCAAAAUGGGUGACGGGAAGCUCCUCCGCCUCAUCGGCUGGGACCUGUCCGAGAACACACCCCUGUCCGAUAUACCACUCAAGGAGCUCUGGGAAGGCAGGGACCCGCCCGAUGUUCUCUGCUGCGAGUUUCUGUUUGACCGCACGACCAACACAACUUACCUCGCAGCCGGUGGCUGGAGCGGGUUCCUGAUAGUCGCCUGCGUCUCCGAUGGAACGUAUAGACAUGUCGCGGGCCCAGGGGCAGAUGUACAUCAUAUUCACGUGCAUCCGACCAACCCCAUCUUUUUCGCUGUUGCAUCAGAUGAUUAUACAACGAGGAUAUAUAACGGGAAAACGGGCCAUUUGGUCGCGAUUUUUUUGUGUGCGACGGAGUAUCAGCGUAGCGGCGUGCUCAGCGUGGCGUGGAGCCCGGAUGGGAAACGGUUAGUGACGGGCGAAUCAGACGGGACGGUGCGUUUAUGGGACGCGGACACGGAGGCGAUCAGGAAUGCGAUGGAGUACUCCUUCACGGGGCAACCGGCCUCAAUCGAAUUGGAAACAGAGGAGCGGAUCCCUCCCGUGGCUAGGGAGUACGUCCCGCUCGUCAGUACCCCUUGGGUAUUUCAUGACCAUAUCGACUGGCUGAAGUUCUGGGUUGAUGGGCGGACAGUGUUUGCGAAAUCGGUGCAAGGAUGCGUCAAGGCCUUUCAGUUCGAGUUGGAUCAUUUACCGCCGAGGGAACCGACUGUCAUACCCGCGCCACCACCAUCCGCCGCCGACGCAGAAUUAUCACCGAUACCCCCGCCACAACCGAAACACUCAAUCCCCCCUUACAUCUACGCCCACUUCAGCGCCGAGCUCCUGUACCUCUUCCUCCUCCCCUACGAAACACCAGGCGACCACAUGCUCUGGUUCGUUCGCGCCGACAUCUCCCCAUCGGGCCGGUACCUCGCCGUCGGCAACCACAAAGGCGAAGUUUUCAUCUGGGACGUGGUCAAAGUCAUGGACCACUACGCGAACGCGUACAACGGCGGGCUGGCGAGUCUUUCCAAAAGCAAGAAGAAGAAGCGGAAGAGUGUCACGAGCAUGAUCCAUACCACCAAUGGUGAUGGUGGUGGGGGAAGCAAUGAACAGCCGACGUUCGAGGACUUGUGGCUGGACGAGAAUGUGCAGGAAUGGGCGGCGCCGUCGUUGAAGUUCCGCGUUCAGACGGCUGCGGCGGCCUCGUGCAAGGCGCAGAUUCGGUCGUUGUGUUUUGUGGGGGAUGAGGAGCUGGUGGGCGUUAGUGAUGAUGCGAGGGUUUGGAGGUGGUGUGUGAGGAAUACCUGAGGGUAACGCGUAGUAGAGUUCCCGAGGGGACGAUACCGUAGCGGCGUAGGGAUGUACAUAGGGGCAGAAAACGCGUCGGAAUACAACCAGCAAGACGUAUCUAUUGAUACGGUAUUGCACUUCAGUCCGUCAGCGCCAAGUCGUAUAGGCAAAAUGGAACCAACCGUGUUGUGUAAUCGAGGAUUGCCCUACGGUCCGCUCGGAAUCUGGAUGGAUAGUGAUGAUGCGAGGGUUUGUAGGUGGUGUGUGAGGGAUACGUAGAGGGUAACGCGUAGUACUGUACAAUUCCCGCGCACAACCUUUUAUUGCAGACUUAUUGCAGACUUAAUACAACAAUCAGCAGCGAG
This is a messenger RNA of Fimicolochytrium jonesii, 2863 nucleotides long. RefSeq names its product WD40-repeat-containing domain protein. Gene Ontology annotation, molecular function: nucleosome binding; protein binding. Lineage: Eukaryota; Fungi; Chytridiomycota; Chytridiomycetes; Spizellomycetales; Powellomycetaceae. Bases 321 to 2516 code for a protein of 731 amino acids. The record is from RefSeq and is a predicted model, not a curated record. The transcript has a single exon. Gene Ontology annotation, cellular component: ESC/E(Z) complex. Gene Ontology annotation, biological process: negative regulation of transcription by RNA polymerase II.